AGAAGAUGGUAGCGAGGGGCAACGGAAGACGAAGGGCUCUCGUCCUCUUUCUGGUUCACUUCCUUCUCCUCUGCGUCUUUCUUCUUCAUGCGACGGAGGCCCACCGCUCCGUAAUUCCAUCAGCAAAUUUGCAGCAUAACACAGGAGAUCACGUUUCCAGCUCGAGAAGGAUCACAAGAGGCUUCGGUGGGGGUGGACACGGUGGUGGCAGCCAUGGACGUGGUAGCGGCCGUGCUCGUGUGGUGCCAGGCGGAAGGGGAGCUGCUGCUGCUUCUACUCGCAACAACGAUGCAGCGAGUCGUAGCUGCAGCUACUCCUUCCCGGUGGUCUUUGUUAUGGUAGCUGCGGCUGCCAUUUUUGCUUCUUUUUAGACUCCACUACUAGGAUCAAACUUACCGUCGAAAGGUGACGAUGAAACAGAUACCGGUAGAGUAGAACGUUAAUUGUUUUGUUGGAUUGUGCAAACCUUGUUUAUGUCGUCGACACCUAAUAAUGGCAAGUCUUGUUUAUAAUAAGAUGCAUGACAUUAAGAGAGAGGUAGGUUUACAUGGACCCAAGAAACCUUCCUCCGGAAAGCAGAGAGAACAACCAUAGCAUUACAAUGGCGGCACAUCGCUCUUAUUUGUAACCCUGAUCGCUACUAAACGACACUGCGUCAUCUUCAACGGAGAGAUGGCAAACGAGACUAUUUGUAUGGUGGUGGUGGGGGUGGCGAAGA
This is a messenger RNA of Musa acuminata subsp. malaccensis (wild Malaysian banana), 718 nucleotides long. Lineage: Eukaryota; Viridiplantae; Streptophyta; Magnoliopsida; Zingiberales; Musaceae. The record is from RefSeq and is a predicted model, not a curated record.